Messenger RNA from Halichondria panicea, 1823 nucleotides. RefSeq lists its product as uncharacterized. The transcript has 13 exons. The coding region runs from base 59 to 1726 and encodes 555 amino acids. Lineage: Eukaryota; Metazoa; Porifera; Demospongiae; Suberitida; Halichondriidae. The record is from RefSeq and is a predicted model, not a curated record.
CGAUUAGUACCUGGUCCACAUGGCUUUUUACUGUACGCUUUGACGGAGAUUUUAUACUAUGAUGAUGGCAGGCUCAAAGAUAGUUCUUCCAAGCUCUGAUGUUGAGGAAUAUUUUGAAGUCAAUCUUCGUCAAGUAAUUUCACGUAUUGUGAAUCCUCAAGGUCUGAGUGGACUCGCGAGCAAAAAAGUCUACGCGAGUGACAAUUGUCCAAGUUGGUGGCCAAAAGAUGUGGCGUUUGUUCCUGUUAUAGGGCAAAAAGCGCCGUCAAAUGGCAUCACUCAUAUACACCUGAAAAAGAUUUUGGCAGCUUUCUUGGAGAAAUGUCCGGACCAGUAUACAAUAUCACCUCCAGAUGAAGUUGCCUCAAAGAUAGUUCUUCCAAGCUCUGAUGUUGAUGAAUAUAUAGAGUUACCUCUUCGUAGAACAAUUUCACGUAUUGUGAACCCUGAAGGUCUUACGGGAAUUUCUAGCAAAAAAGUCUACAUGAGUGAAAAUUGUCCAAAAUGGUGGCCAAAUGAUGUGGUGUUUUCUCCUGUUUUAGGGCGAAAGGCUAUCACUGUUGGACACCUGAGAAAGAUUUUGGCAGCUUUUCUGGAGAAAUGUCCUGAGCAGUACACAAUAUCACCUCCAGUUGAUCAGCAAAACUCUGCCUCGACAGAUCUGAAAGACCAACUCAUUGGUACAAAGAGAGCCAGGAGGAAGCCACGCUCAAAGAUAGUUCUUCCAAGCUCUAAUGCUGAGGAAUAUUCUGGAAUCAUUCUCCGUGGCAUAAUUUCACGCAUUGCGAACCCUAAAGGUCGGAAGGGCAGAUACAUCUACAUCAAUGAUAAUCGUCCAAGUUGGUGGCCAAAAGAUGUGGCAUUUUCUUCUGUGUCAGGGCCCAAGGCUAUCGCAAAUGGUAUCACUGUUGGAAACAUGAGAAUGAUUUUAGCAUCUUUUUUGGAGAAAUGUCCUGAGCAGUACACAAUAACUCCCAGGAAACGGCUACUCAAUCCCACCUCUUCCCCACUCGUUGGUGAUAAUCAACCAGUAAGAGAAGUUAGCCCACAAAGUUCCUCUGAAAGUUCCUCUGAAAGUUCCUCUGAAAGUGAUCAAGAAGAGCCUGUAGGAAUGAACCAAACACCACCUACUGGAGCUAAUCGUACUCGAUCAGUUGGAGCCACAAUCAGCACUGCUGCACAACAUGCAAGCCCAAAGCUUAUUCUACCCAGCUCUUGUGCAAAUGACUACUCUCAACCUAGUCUCAUGUGGCUAAUUCGAAAGAAUUUAAAUCCCCAAAGGCGGAACUUCAUAUACUCCAGUGCUAAUUGUCCCAGCUGGUGGCCGACUGAUGUACCAUUCAUUAGGGCAGAAGAUAUGAAAGCUAAAGACAGGAGAAAAGUACUGACAGCUUUUCUGAAGAAAUGUCCUGAGCAGUACACAAUAUCACCUCCUGUUGAUCAGCGAAACUCUCCCUCGACCGUUGAAACUAACCAACCAGAAGACACCAUCAUUGAUGUCGAAACGAAUGAAGAUAGUACAGACGAAGAUAUUGAAGGAAAAGCUAGCAUACCAAUUGACCCUGAAGACCUGUUGAAUAGUCUAGAGCAGCACCUUCUGGAUUCUAGGAAAAGAAGUCUCGAGGCUGAGAGGAAAGUUGAGGAGCUGACAGAAGAAAACAAACGUCUCAAAGAAGAAAUGAAGAGUAUAGGUUCUAUUGUGAAACGAUCACGACUCCAUCACUAGUUUAGUCCCUCAUACCUAUAUACUAUCAUACCAACAACAACAAAUUGAACUUGAUAGUUUGUUCACUUUCUUUUAUGUAUAGUAUUUCUUUACAGUA